This is a messenger RNA of Salvia splendens (bonfire salvia), 627 nucleotides long. RefSeq names its product non-specific lipid-transfer protein 2. Gene Ontology annotation, molecular function: lipid binding. Gene Ontology annotation, biological process: lipid transport. Bases 57 to 413 code for a protein of 118 amino acids. The transcript is spliced from 2 exons. Lineage: Eukaryota; Viridiplantae; Streptophyta; Magnoliopsida; Lamiales; Lamiaceae. The record is from RefSeq and is a predicted model, not a curated record.
UCAAACCAUCUCACCUUCUCAUCACUCAAAAACAAAACCAAAUCAAUUAUCAACCAAUGGCUUCCAUGACCAAGGCAUUGUGCGUGGCCCUUGUCGCGGCCGUGCUGGUGGCCUCGGCCGCACCAGCUGCUGAGGCGGCCCUCGGGUGUGGCCAGGUGAUCUCAUACUUGAGAUCUUGCCUCCCUUAUGUAACCAACCGGGGCCCUCUUGGCGGCUGUUGCGGCGGAGUUAAGAGCCUCUACUCGGCCGCCAAGACCACCCCGGACCGCCAGGCAACGUGCACGUGCCUCAAAUCUCUCGCGGGCUCCUACUCCGGUGUCAACCUCAACAAGGCCGCCGGACUCCCUAAGCAAUGCGGUGUCAACAUUCCUUACAAGAUUAGCCCUUCCACUGACUGCGCCAAGGUGAGGUAAAUUUGAAUUUGAAUUUGAAUUUGGAAGAGAUCGUUUUGAAGGAGUUGUCUACGUUAAUGUUUCUUUAAAAUAAAUAGUAAGUUUUUUUCACCUUGGGGUGAAAGUAAAACUUUCCUAUCUCUGUUUUUACUUAUGUAUCGAGUCAGUAAAAUCCGUCUGAGCUUUUGUAUUCUCAUCAAAUUUAAUGGAGUUAUUGCUAUUUCAAUUUACAAAA